Folsomia candida is the source of this 814-nucleotide messenger RNA. RefSeq names its product protein C19orf12 homolog. The transcript is spliced from 2 exons. Bases 271 to 732 code for a protein of 153 amino acids. The record is from RefSeq and is a predicted model, not a curated record. Lineage: Eukaryota; Metazoa; Arthropoda; Collembola; Entomobryomorpha; Isotomidae.
GCGGGUUCAGUUUUGUAUGGAUAAAAUUACGUGUGAAUCUUUUACAUCAUCCAUCCAUCUAAAGAAUCUAAACACAAACGUUGUUUUUGCAAUACAUUUUUUGCAAUAUUUACUUUCGUUGAAAUUUUGGUGGGAUUGUGAGAAAAAUAAACUUCCUAAGCGCACCACACUUCAAAUUGUAUUAAUUAAUUAAUCGCUUUCUAUUAACAUAGCUGUAAGUUAUUACAAAAGUGCUCAUUUUUGGAAUCUCAAAUCUCAAUCGCAGCAAAAAUGCCCAUCGAGGUACACGAAGUGAUAAGUGCUUGUCAUGUGAUAGCCAAUCAAGAAAAUUUGGAUGUCUGUGUAACCGAGUCCUUGAAGGGGGCAGCGGUAGCAGGAGCGAGUGCCUUUGUGUGUGGAGUUUUACUUGGUCCAGUCGGUGUUGCAAUCGGAGGAACAGUGGGUGGACUUGCAGGAUCAGCCCUGUGCAAAUCGUACAAACCUCUGGGACAAAUUUUGAGUGAGAUGAGCCCUGCGGACAAGGAGAGGCUGUACAUCCACAUGUUGAGGGUAGUGCAGUCUUUGGAGAUAACGGACGCCAUCCUGCUUAUGGCUGUGGUAUCGAACCCAGCACACGCCGGGAGGGAGGCCAUCGCCAGGGAGCUCAUCGGUUUUUUUGGUGCAGCGAUCGCCCCAGCGGUCGCUCGACAACAACUUCCUCAACAGCAGCAAGCUUAUCUACUUAAUAAUUGAAUAUAUUUAUGUAUGUAGUGGAUUUACUCCUUGUACAUUAAUGUAAUAAAUCUUGGGAGAUAUUUUCCAUCUGUUACUAAUA